Molecule: messenger RNA, 1406 nt
Organism: Aspergillus aculeatinus CBS 121060
Lineage: Eukaryota; Fungi; Ascomycota; Eurotiomycetes; Eurotiales; Aspergillaceae
Product: RNA 3'-terminal phosphate cyclase-like protein
Exons: 1
Coding region: 95-1309 (404 amino acids)
Biological process (GO): endonucleolytic cleavage of tricistronic rRNA transcript (SSU-rRNA, 5.8S rRNA, LSU-rRNA); ribosome biogenesis
Cellular component (GO): nucleolus
Molecular function (GO): RNA endonuclease activity
Source: RefSeq, a predicted model, not a curated record
CCGCAGGCACGAAAUUCUGAUCGCCUCGAGGCUUUUUUGAAUCCAACCCGACGGCGUUCUCGAGGAAAUUCCCCCCCUCAUCCCUCCGGACACAAUGGCGUCGACUUCUCAGCCCCCGAUUCGGCUUACCUCCCACAAGAACUUCGUCUAUCGCUUGGUCUUCUCCACGUUGACUGGCCGGACCGUCCACAUCUCGCAAAUCCGUCCUUCGUCCCCGACGAAUCCCGGUCUCGCGCCGCAUGAAAUCUCUUUCCUUCGUCUCCUCGACGCCGUCACCAAUGGCUCGCAGAUGGAAAUCUCCUACACGGGUACGAUCGUCGUGUACAAGCCAGGCCUGAUCACCGGCAGCGCUACGGGCACCGGCGCCAGUGGAGGCGUGAUUCGCCAUGAGCUCCCCGCAGGGUGCACUCGUGGUGUGAGCUACUUCCUCAUCCCGCUGUGUCUCCUGGCGCCCUUCUCCAAGGCGCCGAUCAAGGUGACGUUCACGGGUCCCGGCGUGAUCACCUCGGCCACCCCGACGGGCGACAUGUCCGUCGACAGUGUGCGCACGGCCAUUCUCCCUCUCUUCAACCAAUUCGGCAUCUUCAACAACAUCGAGCUGCGCAUCCUCAAGCGAUCCAACCCGGGCCCCAACGGUCGCGGCGGCGGUGGGGAAGUCCAGUUUGUGUUCGGCCACCAGCUGCGACUCCCGAAAACUCUGCACCUGAUGAACCCCGGUCGGAUCAAGCGGGUGCGUGGUGUGGCCUACGCGGUGGGUGUCUCGGCGUCCAACAAUGCCCGGAUGAUCGAAACCGCCCGUGGCAUCCUCAACCCUCUGGUACCCGACACCUACGUCUUCUCUGAUGUGUCGUCGGCGCCCUUCGUGCCUGCGCCGGAGAAGAGCAACCCGUCCGGAAAGAAGAAGAUCGGCCUUGGCUUUGGCCUGUCCCUGGUCGCUGAGUCGUCAACGGGGUGCCUGUUCUCCGCCGAUGUGGCAUCGCCGCCCUCCGGUGGUGAGGCGCCUGAGGACAUUGGGAAGCGAUGUGCCUACCAGCUGCUGGAGACCGUCUCCAAGGGUGGCUGCGUUGCCCCUGCAGCCGUGCCGGUCAUGCUUGGUCUGAUGACCAUGGGAUCGGAGGACGUGGGUCGUAUCCAAGUCGGCCGGGAGGUGAUGGCUGACGAGAGCACCAUCCAACUGGCCAGGGACCUGGCCAAAUUCGGGGCCCCCGGCUGGGGUCUUCGCGAUGCCAGUGGUGAGAACGAGAAUGGAGACGUGAUCAUCAGCGUCGUUGGCCGCGGCAUCGGCAACGUUGGGCGCAAGGUCGCUUGAGCGUGAAACACAUUGUUUCAUCGCCUCACCUCACUCCGCGGGGUUGGCAUGUUCGAGUGUCAUCGCUGUACCCGAUUGAAUCAUCUGUUCUUGGUCU